ACAGGCGGCUCACUUGCGCCAACAUGGCUGAUGAAAUGGCUAAAGCUCAGGCUGCCAAGCCAGGCGGAGACACAAUAUUUGGGAAGAUUAUACGCAAAGAGAUCCCUGUAGAACUGCUCUAUGAAGAUGACAAGUGUGUGGCCUUCCCUGAUAUUACUCCUCAAGCUCCCACUCACAUCCUCGUCGUCCCAAAAAAGCCAAUUGUUCAACUGUCAAAAGCGGAGGAGAGUGAUGCUGAGCUUUUGGGCCACAUGAUGUUAGUUGCAAAGAAGUGUGCUCAAGAUGCGGGACUGUCCAACGGCUACAGGAUUGUCGUCAACGAUGGGCCGGACGGAGGCCAGUCCGUCUACCACAUCCACAUCCACAUCCUGGGUGGACGCGUGAUGAAGUGGCCCCCCGGUUAACCGCCGUCUCCCGGCUCAGACCCUCCUGCCGUCAGUGUUCACGUCUGUUGUCUGUUUAACUUCCACUCAACCGGUUUGUCGUCAAACAAAACUUGAAAAUUCAACAAUUAUAAUAAAAUGUACCUCAAAACAACA
Messenger RNA from Cyclopterus lumpus (lumpfish), 539 nucleotides. It is a transcript of the gene hint1, whose product is annotated as histidine triad nucleotide binding protein 1. The transcript has 3 exons. Gene Ontology annotation, cellular component: nucleus; cytoplasm. The record is from RefSeq and is a predicted model, not a curated record. Gene Ontology annotation, biological process: purine ribonucleotide catabolic process. Gene Ontology annotation, molecular function: hydrolase activity. NCBI's taxonomy places the organism in Eukaryota, Metazoa, Chordata, Actinopteri, Perciformes, Cyclopteridae. The coding region runs from base 24 to 404 and encodes 126 amino acids.